AUGGAAGAUCAAUUAAUAUGGUAUUAUGUUGACACAAGUGAAUAAGAGCCAGAGAAAUAAACUAAAGGACCUAUAUCAAUAAGGGAUAUUGAUGUUAUGUUAAGAACUAGUAUUAUAACUUCAUGUAAAUUAUGAUCUAAACCAUAUAGAUACUUAUGUUUUUAAAGAAGGAUUCACUGAAUGGAAACCAAUUUUUUAAGUUGAAGAAUUAAAAUUCUUUUUAGAUGAAUAAGAACAUGAGAUGGUUUAAAUUACAUGUGGUAAAGAAAUAAAAACAGAGGAUUAAUAACCAUAAAAAAUAUAAUAAUAGGAUGAAAAAGAAAAAGAAGAGGUAGUUGAAUAAUUAGAAGAUGAUGAAUCAUUUGAAUAAUUGAAUGAUGAAUAGAGAAUGGAAAUUUUAAAGAAGAAAAUAGAAAAGAAUAGGAAGAAAUCAUAAAAAGAAAAAGAAAAAAAAAAGAAUUAAUGGUACACUCCAAAAAUAAAUACAAAUGUGUAUGUUGAAGGUUUACCAUAAGAUAUAACUAUGGAAGAGAUGAAGGUGUUUUUUAGUAAAGCAGGAAUUAUUAGAAUCAAUCCAGAAACUCUAUAACCUACAAUUAAAAUAUAUAGAGAUUAAAAUGGAAAUUGUAAAGGUGAUGGGUUGAUAUCAUAUAAAAUGGUUGAAAGUGUGUAAACAGCAAAAGAAAUGUUAGAUGGACUUCAUAUUAGACCAGAUGUUAUUGUUAAAGUAACAGAAGCAGUAUUUGAAUAAAAGGGAUAAUAUCGUAAAAGAGAAAAUAAGAAAAUAGAUAAACUUUAAAAGGCAUUAGCCAGAUAAAAAGAAAUGACUUAAAUGGCAGAAGAAGGAUAAGAAGAUGAUGGAAAAGGGUUAAAGAUCUUAAUAUUUAAAAAUUUAUAUAGUCCUACAUAAGCAUAAAAUCCAGAAUUUAUGAACUAAUUAUAUGGUGAAUUAUUAUUGAAAAUAGAAGCUCUAUAAAUAUAUGUAUAAAAAUUAGAGUUCUUUAAAGAACAUCCAUAAGGUAUUAUUUAUAAUUAAAUUGAGGUGUGGCUAAGGUUAAAUUUCAUUCUGCAUAUGAUGCUGAAGUCUGUUUAACUAAUUUAAAUGGAAUAGAAUUCAAUCAAAGAAAAAUACAUAUUUAAUAUUGGGAUGGCAAAGAAAAUUUCAAAUCAAGUAUUGAGAGUAAAGAAGUUGAGGAAUAAAGACUAGAUGAAUUUGGUUAAUGGUUAGAGGAAUAGGAGGAUAGUGAUAAAGAAGAUAAAAAUGAUAAAAUUGAAUGAGUG
This is a messenger RNA of Paramecium pentaurelia, 1281 nucleotides long. Lineage: Eukaryota; Ciliophora; Oligohymenophorea; Peniculida; Parameciidae. The record is from the annotation of a GenBank genome assembly.